AUGGAGAUCCGGCAGCACGAGUGGCUCUCGGCCUCCCCCCACGAGGGCUUCGAGCAGAUGAGGCUCAAAAGCCGCCCCAAGGAGCCCUCGCCAAGCCUGACUCGAGUGGGCGCGAACUUCUACAGCAGCGUCAAGCAGCAGGACUACAGCGCCAGCGUCUGGCUCCGGAGGAAAGACAAGCUGGAGCACUCCCAGCAGAAGUGCAUCGUGAUCUUUGCCCUGGUAUGCUGUUUUGCCAUUCUCGUGGCGUUGAUAUUUUCUGCCGUGGACAUCAUGGGAGAGGAUGAGGAUGGACUCUCAGAAAAAAAUUGUCAAAAUAAAUGUCGAAUUGCCCUGGUGGAAAAUAUUCCUGAAGGCCUUAACUAUUCAGAAAAUGCACCAUUUCACUUAUCACUUUUCCAAGGCUGGAUGAACUUACUCAACAUGGCCAAAAAGUCUGUUGACAUAGUGUCUUCCCAUUGGGAUCUCAACCACAGUCAUCCAUCAGCAUGUCAGGGUCAACGUCUUUUCGAAAAGUUGCUCCAACUGACUUCGCAAAAUAUCGAAAUCAAGCUAGUGAGUGAUGUGACCGCGGACUCAAAGGUAUUAGAAGCCUUGAGAUCAAAGGGAGCGGAGGUGACCUACAUGAACAUGACCGCCUACAACAAGGGCCGGCUGCAGUCCUCCUUCUGGAUCGUGGACAAGCAGCAUGUCUACAUCGGCAGUGCUGGCUUGGACUGGCAAUCCCUGGGACAGAUGAAAGAGCUCGGUGUCAUCUUCUACAACUGCAGCUGCCUGGUCCUGGACUUACAAAGGAUAUUCGCUCUGUACAGCUCAUUAAAAUUCAAGAACAGAGUGCCUCAGACCUGGUCCAAGAGGCUCUAUGGCGUCUACGACAACGAGAAGAAAUUGCAGCUUCAGUUGAACGAAACCAAAUCUCAAGCCUUUGUGUCGAAUUCUCCCAAACUCUUUUGCCCUAAAAACAGAAGCUUCGAUAUUGACGCUAUCUAUAGUGUGAUAGAUGAUGCCAAACAAUACGUAUACAUCGCUGUCACGGACUACCUGCCUAUCUCCAGCACAAGCACCAAAAGGACUUACUGGCCAGACUUGGAUGGGAAAAUAAGAGAAGCAUUAGUUUUGCGAAGCGUUAAAGUUCGACUCCUUAUAAGCUUCUGGAAGGAAACUGACCCCCUUACAUUUAACUUUAUUUCAUCUCUUAAAGCUAUUUGCACUGAAAUAGCCAACUGCAGUUUGAAAGUUAAAUUUUUCGAUCUGGAAAGAGAGAAUGUGUGUGCUACAAAAGAACAAAAGGAUCACACCUUUCCUAAAUUAAAUCGCAACAAGUACAUGGUGACAGACGGCGCGGCUUAUAUUGGCAAUUUUGACUGGGUAGGGAACGAUUUUACCCAGAACGCUGGCACAGGCCUGGUUAUCAACCAAGCAGAUGUGAGGAACAACAGGAGCAUCAUCAAGCAGCUGAAGGAUGUGUUUGAGAGGGACUGGUACUCACCCUAUGCCAGGACCUUGCAGCCGACCAAACAGCCGAACUGCUCCAACCUGUUCAGACUCAAACCCCCCAGCAACCAAACUGCCAUGUCCAGCACCAGCUCGAAGGACCCCGCCAGUGCAUAA
Messenger RNA from Neomonachus schauinslandi (Hawaiian monk seal), 1611 nucleotides. RefSeq names its product phospholipase D family member 5 (gene PLD5). Gene Ontology annotation, molecular function: catalytic activity. Bases 1 to 1611 code for a protein of 536 amino acids. The transcript has 10 exons. The record is from RefSeq and is a predicted model, not a curated record. Lineage: Eukaryota; Metazoa; Chordata; Mammalia; Carnivora; Phocidae.